Messenger RNA from Aegilops tauschii subsp. strangulata, 1304 nucleotides. RefSeq names its product chlorophyllase-1. Gene Ontology annotation, biological process: chlorophyll catabolic process. Gene Ontology annotation, molecular function: chlorophyllase activity. The record is from RefSeq and is a predicted model, not a curated record. Lineage: Eukaryota; Viridiplantae; Streptophyta; Magnoliopsida; Poales; Poaceae.
AAUGCCCAAAGCAGCCACAAUUAACAUCCACCCGGCCUCCUAUAAAUUUGCCACCUUGGUCCUCUCUUAUCGUCAUCGGAACCUCAAAGCUCUUGUUAAGACAGAGAGUUGGUGCCCUGAGCUUGAGUGAGAGAUGGCAGCAGCAGCACCCGCAGAGACGAUGAACAAGUCCGCCGCCGGCGCCGAGGUUCCCGAGGCGUUCACAUCGGUGUUCCAGCCGGGGAAGCUUGCGGUCGAGGCGAUUCAGGUGGAUGAGAAUGCGGCGCCGACACCACCGAUCCCGGUGCUGAUCGUCGCACCCAAGGAUGCAGGAACCUACCCCGUGGCCAUGCUCUUGCACGGCUUCUUCCUCCAUAACCACUUCUACGAACACCUUCUCCGGCACGUCGCAUCCCACGGCUUCAUCAUUGUCGCGCCCCAGUUCAGCAUCAGUAUCAUACCUUCGGGUGACGCAGAGGACAUCGCCGCGGCAGCCAAGGUGGCAGACUGGCUCCCCGACGGCCUCCCGUCCGUGCUGCCCAAAGGCGUCGAGCCGGAGCUCUCGAAGCUCGCCUUGGCCGGCCACAGCCGAGGAGGCCACACGGCUUUCUCCCUGGCCUUGGGGCACGCCAAGACCCAGCUAACCUUCUCCGCGCUCAUCGGACUCGACCCCGUCGCCGGCACGGGGAAGUCCUCCCAGCUCCAGCCCAAGAUCCUCACCUACGAGCCGUCCUCCUUCGGCAUGGCGAUGCCGGUGCUGGUCAUCGGCACCGGGCUCGGCGAGGAGAAGAAGAACAUAUUCUUCCCUCCCUGCGCACCCAAGGACGUGAACCACGCCGAGUUCUACCGCGAGUGCAGGCCGCCCUGCUACUACUUUGUGACCAAGGACUACGGGCAUCUGGACAUGCUGGACGACGACGCCCCCAAGUUCAUCACCUGCGUCUGCAAGGAUGGGAACGGGUGCAAGGGCAAGAUGCGGAGGUGCGUUGCUGGGAUCAUGGUGGCAUUUCUUAAUGCUGCCUUGGGUGAGAAAGAUGCAGAUCUUGAGGCCAUACUGAGAGACCCGGCGGUUGCACCCACCACGCUUGAUCCGGUUGAGCACCGCGUGGCGUGAAGCAGCAGCUGGCUCAUGCCAAAAGUUAACCAGCCGCAGGUUGGUCCACUAAAUAAAGUACAGAUGUACUGUACCUCUGAGCAAUUUGCUUCACUUGUUCAUGCAAGCUAAAACUGCUGCUGCUUUACUUCUUGCUCCUGCGAGCCUGCAAUGGUACUUCUGCUCUGUUUCCAGAUGUAUACUACUCCUGUGAGUAUAAUCUUGUUUUUCG